AGGAGAGAUGGUGGUGGAAAUGGAGAGGGUUGGUGGAUUGGAAAGUUAUUCAGGAAGGAGAAUCGACAGGAAAUGGAGGUGUAUUUAGCGCAGGACAGAGAGGUGCCAAGGAUGACUCCUAGUUCCUGGCUUGCUCGCGGAUGUUUGUUGAGUGAAUGAACGAAUGACCCCACGGCAGAAGCAUCCCCGACAGACACCCCCGACCCGGUCCCGUCCCGUCCCGUCCCCGAGGCUUCUGGAGCUCCGAGCGCGAGCACAAGGGGAUGGGGGGAGGGAGGGAGGAGGAAGAGAAUGGGCAAGAGUCUCCGUCCAGGAGUUAAGCAGAUUGGACACUUCUGGCGCUGGUCUGAGCAGGAGGCGCGGCGAGGGGUGCAAGCCCUUCUCCUCUCCUCCCUCAGUUUGCGCGUCGCCCCUCCACCCCCGCCAGCCCGGAUGCACAGCGCCCCUGUUCGCGCCCUGGAGGGCUUGGCUUCUCGCCGGCGUCUCGGGGCGCGGCGCUGCGGCCCACCCCUGCAGCCCUGACCCGCCCCGUCCCGGCGCCCACCCCGCCCAGUGCGCUGGAAGGCUGGGCGGCGGCUCGGUCCGGUCCCGGAUCCAGAACCGGGGGCUGCCGGGAGCUGACAUGGACCCAAAUCCCCGGGCAGCCCUGGAGCGCCAGCAGCUCCGCCUUCGGGAGCGGCAGAAAUUCUUUGAGGACAUUUUACAGCCAGAGACAGAGUUUGUCUUCCCCCUGUCCCACCUGCAUCUCGAGUCGCAGAGACCCCCCAUAGGUAGUAUCUCAUCCAUGGAAGUGAAUGUGGAUGCCCUGGAGCAGGUAGAACUUAUUGACCUUGGGGACCAAGAUGGAGCAGAUGUGUUCUUGCCUUGCGAAGACCCUCCACCAACCCCCCAGACAUCUGGGAUGGACGACCGUCCAGAGGAGCUGGGCCUGCCAACGGCCACGCCAGACAGGACCGCUUCCCGCACCUCCUCCUCGUCUUCUGAUGACUCCACCAACCUGCACAGCCCAAAUCCCAGUGACGGCGGAGCGGACACGCCCUUGGCACAGUCUGAUGAGGAAGAGGAUGGGGCCGAUGGGGGGGCAGAGCCUGGAGCUUGCAGCUAGCAGUGGGCGUCCAUGUAUAGACUGAGCGGGCUGGCUCUUCCACACAGGAGACGAGAGGCCCAGCCAGAGCCCUGCGGAGAAGACCAGACUCUUUACUUGCAGCAGGCACUGGGGGGAGGCAAGGAUGGUGGGAUGGUGAGCCUCUCUGGGAAUCAACCCUCCUGCUUUACUGCUAACCUUUCCUGCUGCGACCCGCCCGCCCCCCCCCCCCCCCCCCCCCCGCCAGUUUUUGGCUUUACUCCUGAGGCAGGGCUUGCAGGCGCGGAGAUGGAAGAUGAGGUAGGACGAGAUGCCGCUGCUUUUCCUAGCGCCCCUGCCUCCCCCAGACUAUCCUGCAGUCUUCUGAUAGAGUCUCCUACACCAGUGUCUCUAAGUGGACGUGAACUCCUAGCACUCCCCGUGCAGUGGUACCCCUGCUCCCCCACCCCCUGUUUGGGAACAGGGCACGGAAUAAGUAAUAAACAGAUAAUAAUAUA
This is a messenger RNA of Prionailurus viverrinus (fishing cat), 1581 nucleotides long. RefSeq names its product dysbindin domain containing 2 (gene DBNDD2). Gene Ontology annotation, biological process: negative regulation of protein kinase activity. The transcript has 4 exons. The record is from RefSeq and is a predicted model, not a curated record. Bases 164 to 1105 code for a protein of 313 amino acids. Lineage: Eukaryota; Metazoa; Chordata; Mammalia; Carnivora; Felidae. Gene Ontology annotation, cellular component: cytoplasm.